AUGGAUGAGUGUAUUAUGGAUUUCACUGAAUUAAUUGUUUCCACAGCAAAUGCAUUAUUGAUGAGAACAUAUUGUCGUUUAGCUGAUCCGAAUCAAACGAAAAUAAGUCAUUGUCUUGAUGAUACUCAGCUAACAUUUCAUCAAUAUUUACCUCAAGUUUUGGAUGCUUGGGGUCGUCCAUCAGCUGGUAUUUACUCAUCAGGCCCAUUUUUUUGGCUCGGUGAUUAUGAUCAGUGUCAAAGUAUCUCAAAAACAAUAACCACAAAUUAUUCAGUUCAAUAUUGUCGAGCAAAUAUUCGAAUUGAAGCAUACGGAAUGCAACAACAUCAAAUAAUACCACUUUUCUAUGGAAUGUGUUUACCGAUUCGUUGUAAUGAACGUUCCAUAAAUAAUAUUUUCCCUAUUCUUUCCUCUUUUCUGGAAAGAACUUUUGGCAUUUUAAUUUCCAACAAUUCAGCUAUUGAAUGCUUCAAACAAAAGGAUUCAUUUUUCAACAAACUUAAUAUUGAACAGUGGAUAAUUCUUGCUAUCCUUGCAUUUCUUGUUAUAUUGGUACUUUGUGGUACUUUGAUCGAUAUUUAUCGUAAACGACGCAAUCGGAAAUAUUUAGUCAAUAAAGAAUCGUCUGAAAGUUGUAGUCAUAUGACCAUACGACCGAUGACAAACAUAUCAUCACAAAUGUCUUCCAUUUGUACGCCAUACGUUCAAGAUGACGCACGUAGUUUCAUAUACAGCGAUGUUCCAUCACAAGCACUUACGUACAAAAGUAUACCAGCUGUACGAAGGACAUUAAAAAAAUCAAGUUGCUUCGUUAAUAGUAUACUUGCAUUCAGCAUUCGUUCCACAUAUCAUUAUUUGAUACGUCCCCGUAAUCGACAUUUAAAUUCAUUGCACGGUAUUAGAGUAUUAAGCGCUUUUUGGGUAGUAAUUGGUCAUGCGCAUUUGUUUUCAUUGGAAUAUAUUGGCAAUGUACGACAAUUAUGGAGCUUAUUGAAAGCAAAUGAGAAACUUUCGCUAAUUAUUUUCAAUUCAUCUCUUUCCGUUGAUUCAUUCUUACUGAUAUCUGCUGCUGUUUUGGCUUAUAAAGUUCAUUUACGCCUUUUAAAACAAAAACAACGUAAGAAUGAACAAACAGCAUUAUCACCAUUUGGUUGGCUUAUGCUUUGGUUUCAUCGUUUCAUUCGUCUAAUGCCAGCUUAUAUUAUCACAUUUCUUAUCAUUUAUUUCGUUUUUCAACAAAUUGGUGAUGGACCAAUGUGGUCUGAACAGAAUGGAAUUUUCGGCGCAAGAUGCAAUAAGGAUGAUAUUUGGCGACAGAUGCUUUUUUUGACAAAUUUCUAUCCAAAUGAAUGUAUGCCUUGGAUGUGGUACCUUGCAUUGGAUACACAAUUUUAUAUUAUAGCUCCAAUUGUUUUACUAUUACUGCAUAUUAUACCAACAAUUGCUAUCAUUUUAAUCAUCGCCAUCAUAGUAUUAUCCGUUAUUUACCGAGCUACUAUGGUGGUAUUAUUCAGAUUUCCGGCAACACUUAUCUCAGCACUGAUCGAAAAUGAUAGCUUAACAACCGAAUUAAUGGAAAAAAUGUUUCGAUAUUUAUAUGCUGUACCGCAUGCAAGAAUUGGCUCAUUUUUAAUUGGAAUUCUUCUUGGAUGGUCACUUUCAACAAAAUCGAAGCGAACUUAUUCAACAAUACAAAUAAUUAUUGCACAUUUUCUAUCAUUUCUCAUGCUCGCUUUUUCAUUUAUUGGUGCCAAUUAUGCAAAUGACUUUAAUAUAUUUUCGAUUUUUUACGCUGCCACAUUUAGAGUAGUUUGGACAUUUGGUUUAGCCAUAUUUGUUUGGUUAUGUGAACGAGGAUAUAUGCAUAUGAUACAUUCAUUUUUAGCUUGGGAGAAAUGGACCGUUUUUUCGAGAUUAUCUUAUGGAUUUUAUUUAUCACAUGAGCCAAUUUUAUUAUAUUUCAUAUGGACAAAGCGCUCACCUAUGAUGCCCCUAUCAGCUUACUAUUUUAUCAUUUUUGCUAUGGAAAUAUCAAUGUUAUCACUACUUGCCGCUUCUCUUAUAGCUUUUAUAAUCGAAAUUCCUCCCUUAAUUAUUGAGCGUAAAAUAUUUAAAACAAUUCGUACCCGUAUCGCAUCAAAUAAAACGGAUGAUGAAACGAAACAAAAUGAUAUGGAUAAUAAAUCCGUUAUUCAACUAUUCUGUCAACAUAAAAAUGAUGAGAUUAUUGAGCUUACUACACCAAUGAUAUCACCAAUGAAGCGAACAAAACGAUGGAUUGAGGAAAAUCAUGAGGAUUUACGAACUUCAUUUAUACAACCAAAUAAUACCAUAAUAAAUAAAUCAUUUUGUGCGUCGAAAUCUUCUAUUGCUGUAACGCCUAAAACAACACGACAAUUUCCGAACAUCGUUGGUAACACUGAAGAUAUUGUUCAUCCAAGUGGUACAAAUAUGGAGAAGCAAUACAAUGGUAGUCCAAAAGUUGAUAAAUUAGUAAAGCAGAAAGAGAAAAUACCGAUGAAGCGAAAUCAUGAUAAAGAGGUUUCAUUGAUGGAAAGUAUAGGCUUUUCAUGGAUUGAAGAAAUUCGAAAGAAGCUUAAUACCGAACGAAAUACUCGUUCACAAUUUCCUUAUAAUAAGGGAAGGAGAAUAAUGCAAUAUGAUGGGACAAAUCAACAACAGCAACAACAUUUCAAUCUUUAUCCACUUGAUGAACAAAUAUCAACAUCAAAUAAAUCAACAAGUUCCACUAAUACCGGAGAAACUGUAAGUUAUUACAACUUGUGA
Cercopithifilaria johnstoni is the source of this 2787-nucleotide messenger RNA. The record is from the annotation of a GenBank genome assembly. NCBI's taxonomy places the organism in Eukaryota, Metazoa, Nematoda, Chromadorea, Rhabditida, Onchocercidae.